AUGGUGGAGAAUCAGUGCGACGCGAGACCUGUGAAAGCAUACAUCAUGAGUGAUUUGUUGAAAAAGUUAGAUUUGGAAGCGACCAACGAUGUCAUGAAGUUGGCGAUAGCUGUUAUUGGCUUCUAUGUAGGCAGUUUCUACAUGGAGUACGUGGACACGGAGUACAGUCUCUGGCUGACGUGGUUCCUCACGCCCGUCAUAGUCACCUUCUUGCUUCCCGCUGUCAUCAUCAUCCUCAUCUAUCUUAGCAGUAUUAUAUUCUAUCUUUACAGGCUCUACAGGUUGCGAGUCGUAACAGAAGUACAAAAUGAUUGGAAAGAUGCGGCUAGAGUCGCCGUGUGUGCGUUGUGGGACGCGCACGGGUGGUUAUGGCACGGUUACGAGAUACGCGGCGUUGAGAACAUACCGGCUGGUCCAUUUCUCGUGAUAUGUUACCACGGUGCGCUCCCGAUAGACAUGUAUUACUUUACAGCGCGGAUGCUGUUAUUCCAGCGCCGGCAUCUCCAUACAGUCGCUGAUAGGUUCCUCUUUAAGAUACCUGGAUGGUCUCAGUUACUGGAAGGACUGUGCGUGAUUCCUGGGACGGUGGCGACGUGCGCUGGCGUACUACGGUCCGGCAACCCCUUGGCCAUUUCCCCUGGAGGUGUUUAUGAGGCACAAUUCGGUGACCACUACUAUCGCUUGCACUGGAAAAGCCGUACAGGGUUUGCUAAGGUCGCGCUAGAGGCAAAUGUGCCAAUAAUUCCAAUGUUCACCCAAAAUGUGCGUGAAGCAUUUCGCACAGUGGGUUGGCUUCGUGGGAUCUGUCUUCGGAUAUACGCAGCCACUAGGAUUCCCUUGGCGCCAGUAUAUGGAGGGUUCCCUGUAAAACUGAUCACGCAUUUGGGGAAACCUAUAUAUCCCGACCCUAGCUUAACGCCUGAACAGCUGCAGCAGAAGGUAGCAACAGCAAUAGAAGAUUUAGUUGAAGAACAUCAACGCGUGCCGGGCAGUAUUCUACACGCGCUCAUAGAACGCGUCUACGAAAUGCCCAAGAAACGCCCUAAAAAGCCCUACACGAACGGUACCUGUAAAAAAGAUACCGCCAAAAAACAGGAUGUCAGUGACAAAUGUGACAGUGACAGAUGUGUCAAUGAUAAGUGUGACAAUGACAAGGUCAAGGUGUCAUAG
Pieris macdunnoughi is the source of this 1170-nucleotide messenger RNA. Lineage: Eukaryota; Metazoa; Arthropoda; Insecta; Lepidoptera; Pieridae. The record is from the annotation of a GenBank genome assembly.